Messenger RNA from Sinocyclocheilus rhinocerous, 3727 nucleotides. RefSeq names its product leukemia inhibitory factor receptor-like. NCBI's taxonomy places the organism in Eukaryota, Metazoa, Chordata, Actinopteri, Cypriniformes, Cyprinidae. Gene Ontology annotation, cellular component: membrane. Gene Ontology annotation, molecular function: protein binding; cytokine receptor activity. The transcript has 16 exons. The record is from RefSeq and is a predicted model, not a curated record. Bases 215 to 2788 code for a protein of 857 amino acids.
UAAAAUCCAAUUCGGGAGCGAUUCUGGGAAUCCGGUUCGGUUCCCCCAGUUUAAACACCCGUCUGGAAGGCCAUGUGCUGCUAAUAAACCAAACACAACGGAUCGCUCAUUUAAUGGAUAUAAUCGGGUAAUUACGAAGACAUAAGACUACUAAAACAUCAAGGUCUAGGAGUUGUAUUUGGCUCUUUCUGUAAGCGGUUCUGGAUCGGUCAGUAUGCAGGGCUGGGUGACUCUGGCUCUGUUGCUGAGCCUCGGGGUCAAACGCUCCCUCACACAGAACGGUCUGGGUGAACCUCCUGUACCUCGUGGUUUAACCUUAAAUCCUGAUCUACCUGCACAGACUCUUUCUUUGAGAUGGCAGAGUGACUUGUCGCUUUUUGACCUGGAGAUUUUCCACACCGAGCUCAUGAAUGUGGUGCUGAAUGAGACGGUGGCAGUUAAAGCAGAUCCUGUGACAGGACUGCAUAGUUGGACUUGGCACUCGCCGUUACCCUUGGAGUGCACUUCUCAUUCUGUGCGCAUCAGAGCACGAAACCAGCUGUCGGUCAGCCAGUGGAGCCCCCUUCAGACCAUUCCAGGGUCGGAUAUUCCUGUGAAGUCCGAGUCUUAUAUGUUUCCCCAAGAUAAAAUGGUUCCCGUGGGCAGUAACAUGAGCUUCUGCUGUGUUGUUAAGGAGAAGGAAGAUUUCAAAGAAAUCAUGUACGGGCGUCAGAAAAUGAAUGCCACACGAUUGAGCAGAAGAACAUAUGCCAUCACAGUAACCAACCAGCCAGCAUCGGGCAACACGGGGACCAACGUGAUCUGCUUUUCCCAAAGAUUGACCCUCACAGGAGCUGUGGUGUUUGUAGGCUAUCCGCCGGGCGAUGAGGGCUUGGUCUGCGAGACGCGGGACCUGGCAUCCGCAGAAUGUUCUUGGAAAAAAGGACGAGACACUCGCUUGAGAAUGAAACGCAGCCGCACUAAAUACACCCUUAAUGGAAGGGACUGUUUGGAGGCUAAUGAAAAAAAGACAUGGUGGUGUAGCUCGAAGAUCUGGGAGGAGAACUGGACUCUGGUGGCUCGAAAUCCUCUUGGAACAGUCCAGCUUACUGACUCGGCCCAACUCACUGACCGCGUACAUCUGUUGGCUCCAGCGAAUGUGACAGCGGUUGAAGUCAAGGCGUGGAGCACCACACUGCAGUGGAGCUGGUCUGUGGCGGCGUAUAAAAAGCUGGAGAUGGUCUGCCAGCUGCGGCUCUUCACCCAUGAACUUUCCAGCACAGUAAAUUUACUGCUCAACUUUCAGCUCCCAGAACCCUUUUCUCAGAGCUCAGCAGAGGAAGAUGGCUGGACAACAGUUUCUCUUCCUCCUGGGAACUUUAGCUAUCCCAUCAUCCUUAACAACAGCAGUGACAUCACCGUUGCCGUGGCAGCGCGAAACCCAGCUGGUCUCUCUCAGCCUUCCACUGUGACCACACCAGCAUACAGAGCAGAUUCCCAGCUGUCUGUGUCUGAGCUGCUCGGCACAAAUGGAUCAUUUGUCCUCUCCUGGGAGCCUAAUGUCAAUGCGAGCAGCGGGUACGUGGUGGAGUGGUUCCCGACUGGCUGCAGUGGACUCUGCCCCGUUGACUGGAAGAAACUUCCAGAAUCAGACAGCAGCUUCACAGUGAACUCAGACUCUCUGGUGGCAGGAGUGAGGUACACCGUAUCCGUGUACUCUCUCUCGACCGGCGCUCCUACGCUGCUGCAGAGAUGGCAGGGAUACUCACAGGAAAUGAUUCCUUCUCAGUCGGUUAGUGAGCUGUCACCCAAUCAGACUGGCUCUGAUGUGCUGCUGUCUUGGAGAGCCACCGAGAUGAAACAGCAGAGAGGCUUCAUACGUGGAUACACCAUCUACCUGGCAAAUGCUGCACAUCUGGAUCUCAUUGCUAAUAUCACUGAUCCUGAAGUGCAGUCGUACAGGGUGAAAGGUUUGUCUCUGAGCUCGUAUAAGUUCGUAGUGAAGGCCUACACCUCAGCUGGGGAGGACGCGGGGGCCACUGUGGCCAUUAAAAUGGAGAUGGACACAGCUGACAUGCUGUUUGUUGGCAUUCUCGUGCCGUUGGGAAUCAUGUUCUGCUGUCUCAUCCUCAUCAGCAUCUGCUGCUACAAGAAGAGAGAGUGGGUAAAGAAAGCUUUCUAUCCUGAAAUCCCUGGACCUAAAGUACCUGGAGACUGGUCCUCCCCACAGGGUCCUCUGGAUGUGAAGCCCUCUCCUCACAGUCUGGUCCACAUUGUGGAGAGUCCGGAGUGGGAUUUCACUAAGGAAGGUCUGUUCCCAGUACCAGAGGAAGAGGAGGAGUCUGAGAACGACAACAUCGAGGUGGACACUGACUCGGAUGAACCGGCCCUGCUGAGAUACUACAACCAGGUGGUCGGUGACGGCUCACACAGUAACCAGGUCUCAGACUCCUCCGGUUCCUCGACCGCCUCGGUGGGCUCCACGCAGACUGAAAUCACCUACGCUGGCAUCCAGAGCCCCACCUCCUCGCAGGGGGUGUGCGGUGGCGGAAGUUACAGGCCUCAAAUGCAGUCCGUCGCGGGUCCCAAAAUCGAAUUCGAGGCCGACUUCCAAGACGAUGGCUUGAAUACAGGCUACAAAUCCCAGGGUUCCUGGCAGCUGGAUUCUCCAGAGGCGGAAAACUUUAGCGGUUCGCUUGGCAGCCCUACAUCGGUCACAUCAUCCCAGUUCCUCAUCCCAGAAUCCUCUGAAGAGAAACCACAGCCUCCAAACACCUGGUUCCACAAUCUUCUCUCUGGAAAGUCCUGAGAACGCACUAGCUUUUGUUUUUCACGUUCGUUUGUGCCGUUCACCUUUACGAGGAUGUUUUUCGGUUCGUUUUAGGGUUUGUGCCCUUAACUGGAAAUCGCUCAUAUUUACGUAACCAACAUCACUACUGUUUCUCAAGGACUUGUGAUACUGACCAGAGAGGUAAAGUACUACUGAAGAGCUGAAGAUGGCUGUAUCUUCAUGCGCUCGCUCGGGGCAGUAUGAUGUUUUGCCUAGGGAACGUCGCUUCUAUUCAUACGACAGUGUUCGUGCCUCUUUCUUGCAGUGUUAUUGGAGUGAUCGCAGUAAAUCUACAUCCUUGCAGCAUUAUAUUGUGCGUACCAUUUCAUAGCUCUUUUUUUCAGAACAGUUUUGUAGCAGUCAGACGUAGGAGGUCCGAAAAGCAGCCCAAGUUCAGCAGGUUUGCACACAUUUCUCUGCCGGUAAAACAUGUUGAUUUGCAUUUCAAAAGUUCAAAACCAGUGCAUUUAAGGCUUGUUCUCAAAACUGCAUCGCUUUCAGUUGAUUUAAAAAAUUGUAUGUAGCUUCAUGCAACUUUUUCUCGAGUCUUGAUGUCUGUAAGCAGACACGUGUUGAAUAAGCUGACCGAACAAAAGGAAAAUGGGAGAAACUUGCAUCUCUGUUUUUUCUUAAACCGUUUCCCUGAUUAAGGAAACAGCUGUUGAAGUGUUUUCAUGAUCUUACAUUGUCAGCUUAAUCUCUGUAAGAUGCAUGUAAGCACACUGUUACUGUUAAAGAUGUCAUGCAGCUAGCUAGUUGUGUGUAUUUUUGAUUAGUGGUUGACGCUCAGUCAGCAUAACUGAACAUCAUAAACUCAGUCGGCAGAAAAUGACCUUCUCUGCUAGGGCUGCACGAGUUUCAGAAUAAAAUCAAAUUGCGAUUUUUUUUAUUUUUUUUUUCCGUCUUCCUUUCACUCCC